Molecule: messenger RNA, 3073 nt
Organism: Amphibalanus amphitrite
Lineage: Eukaryota; Metazoa; Arthropoda; Thecostraca; Balanomorpha; Balanidae
Product: protein FAM117B-like
Exons: 8
Coding region: 64-1173 (369 amino acids)
Source: RefSeq, a predicted model, not a curated record
UCCUUUGCCACGGCUGUGAUCGAAAGUGCUGCUCAGCUGAUAGCCUUUGCUGUGAACGACACGAUGCCACGAGCGUUUAUCCGAAGCGUGUCUCCGUCAAUGCUGGUGUGCCAUGGCCGCAAAUCGGGCUCACCCAGUGUGCAACUGAGGGAUAGCGGUCAGCAGACGGAGCGACCCGGAGACCUGAGCGCGGCGACGGGCGGCGCUCUGUCUCCCACCCAGCCGGGGGCCACCGUGCCCAUCCGCCGGGCUCUCUCGCUGGACGCUAUCUACCUGCUGGGACAGUGGCCCCGCGAGCGGCUGACGGCACCCAGCGCCGGAGCAGCCGGGGCAGGGGCAGACAAGGCGACGCAGACCCCGGACGAGUGGGUGCCUCUGCGGUCUCACACCAGUCCCCUGGCCUGGGGCUCCGGUCUGGUGUCACCGGUCGGCUCCGGACCCGGCACCGCCGACUGCCUCGAGAAGAAACUCAUCCGACAGAGACUGCAGAGGAACACCAAGGAGCUCUCGUCUGCCCGCGGCUGGGGUCCGGGCGCGGUGCGGCAGUCACCGGUGCCGGCCGACCACUCGCUACUGGUACCGACCGGUGCGGCGCGUCCCAUCACCAUCCCGACGUCUGCGGCGGGCCGGCCGCCCACUACACCGCCCCGGUCGCGCAGCUCCGUGGAGGGACUGAACCAGGAGAUUGAGAGACUGGUGCAGCAGCGCGUGCUCGCCUUCAGUCAGUGUCCGGUGGACGGCCACCUGGCGCCGGUGGACGAACUUCUGCUCCGCUCGCGCCGCUCCGUCAACACCCAGACCCCGCUCGACGAUCAGCUACUCUCGCCGACAUUCUCCGGAGAUAUGGAGGCGCUCGGACUGGCAGACGACAUCAGCAAGAGCUCCACGCCGGACCUGGAGCUCAGUCGGCUGGGCUCGUCGCCGCAGAUUAACCGGUUCCUGGCGCGUGCGCCGCCAGAUGGCUGUGAGCGCGUCUGCCUGAAGACGGUGGAGACGGUCAGGAAGAGCACUCCACCGGACCCGAUCAUCAAACCAGCCGUGUUCGAGUUGAAGCCCAGUCUCGGGUCCGCCUUCACGCGGCCCGCCUUCCGUAAGCGGGCUGACGAUGCCUCAGGAAGUGUGCCAACGCCGACUAAGCCCGCCCUGCUCAAGGCUCCGCCCGUGCCGCUGUGAGGUCCGACGCAAGGUGAUGUCACAAGCGGCUGAUCUCAGCACAGACGAGUGUAGUAUAGACGGCGCUAGGAGCGGCGUAUAGAUAUCGCAGCGGGCGCAAAGCUGCAAUGCCGUGGGAGAGAAGUUAAGUCCAUUGUGAUAGUUAGAGUGAGUUGAUGUGCAUGUGUGCGAUGUUUCACGUCAUUUGACGCCUUAUCUUUCGUUUCUGGGCUGUUGGAGGGUCGGCAGGUGUUUGUUGUUUUCUGAGUUGGGAGUGGGAGGGGGCAGAGGUGUUGCUGUUGUUUCAUAGACUGUGCCGUGCUCCGGGCCGUGUUCUAUUGGUGGUACGGACGGCACGGGUCUGGCGUUCGCCGCUGGGUCUUUCUCCUACUCUGCUCGGUGUGGACCGUGCAGUGAGGCUUCUGGUGUACAAAAGACGCCACACGGGAAGGUGCCGGCGAGAUCUAACGGGAGAUGAUACUCUACAUGAGGAAGAGAAAGAGACUGACACGGGAGAUCACUGCUGACAGCAGUAAAGGUGCCAAGACAGCUACCAGACGGGAAACAGUGCCAUCCUCGUAAAUGCUGGCGCAUGGCCGCACGGAAGCCAAGUGUUUGGCUGCUGGUGGCGCUGGCUUUUCCAGUUGGUACAUUGAUAGCCGGAGAGUGUGCACUGGGCGAUGCGCACGUGCACGACCGAUUGAGGAAGAAAUGAGCCGAUGAUUUUAGGGGACGCCGGAGGGCGGAAAGACAUUGGAGGAAGUUAAGAGUACUGAAUCUGAGACUAGCAGCGCUUUUCUUUUAGUCCAGUUUGGAGAUGUAGCAGUUUGAAGGUUUGAGACGGUUUGAAUCAGCAAUGGUGGUGAGAAGCUCUAACAGUGAAGUCGCACAGGAGAGUCGUACAUAAUCCAGGGCAUUGUCUGCCCUCUUCUCAUACCGCGGUUGGUAUGACCCACAGGGCAUUGCUCGACCUCCCGGUGAUUAGGCAGGGACUGGGGGUGACUCCUAUACCAAAUAACGCACAAAGAUCCGGACCAGGCAGUGCACAACUCAUGGGCUAGACGGCCUGGAAGGUGCGGCGAAUGGGACUUCAAUCACGUUAUGGUCGUCCCCUUGUGCGUGAGAAUCGCCGAGUGCUGUGUUUUGUUAACCAAGUGAUAUUCCAGCACCACUUAUCAGUCCUGCGAGAGAGUUCUCUAUUUUCUCUGAUGUCAUUCCGAUCCACUUAAUGUUACAGCUUUUCAUGUAAGACACUAAAUUAUCUUGUGAUAUACAUGCGUAGUGUAAAUCGAUAGUGACUCGUAUCGUAGCAAGGUGUACUCUUGAACGUGUAUGCGUUAAUUGUGCGGUAAAAUGUCGCUUUUAGAUAACGCCUAUCUGGGCUUUUUGCUGAUGACAUUGCUCCAGUACCUUUCACGCAGACACUAUGUAGUGCUGGUUCACACGGCAAUAAAUGUUACCAUAUUUUUAGACCCACAACUGCUGAGCCGACGUGUCAUAUGAAUGAGCCGUGCCGGCGCUGGCCGAACCGAGAACAGGGAUCAAUGUGCGUUACAGUGUCCGCGUCCCGAGCGGCGGGGCAGCGGGGUGUUUAUUGUAGCCAGCUCGUCUGUAUCUGUGAUUGCCAAUACUAGCGACCGAGACGGACCGUCCCUCGCGACCCGGCACUCUCCGCCCGUCACCCGUCACAUCUGUCACGCCCGUCACAUCUGUCACGCGACUACCUGCACCCGUCUGUCUCACACCCUGGCGCGUCUGAGGCGCGCGAUUGUAAUCCCGCUCUGUCGCUGCCAGUCGCGAUCUGGUGUUCGUGUUCCAUCGCUGCGAUCUUCAGUGAAAUGUUCCGCGAGCGACGCCUCGUGAUUGUUGAUUAUUGGGAUCUGUCAGCCUGCGGUUUUGUAAAUAAAUGUCCCAUCGGACA